AUGGGAGCUGCGAACUUGACAACCGUCGUCACGGCCUCGCUCGGGGUCGCUCUCUGCUUGUAUGCAAUGCGUGUCGAACACCUGGCGAGCAUCGAUUCCUCGUACCGCCCGUACUGCGACAUCUCUUCUCACGCCAGCUGCUCACGAGUUUUGACGAGCCCGCAGAGCCGGCUGCUAAAGUACCUUGGACUCGCGACGCCGGGCAGUCGCUUGGAUUUCCCGAACACGUACUUAGGCUUGGCGUUUUACACCUUCAUGCUCACGUUUCCCAUUGGUCGGCGCUUCUGUCAUGUCCUCUACACACUUGCGGCUGCUGGAUCAAUGGCUUCGUCCCUCUACCUAGCAUACGUCCUCUACGCGAUCUUGAAAGACUUUUGUAUCGUCUGCGUCAGCUCCUAUGUGGUGAGAGUCGUGGUCGCUUCCCUGUCACAGCUAAAUACACAUAAAUAG
Molecule: messenger RNA, 450 nt
Organism: Besnoitia besnoiti
Lineage: Eukaryota; Apicomplexa; Conoidasida; Eucoccidiorida; Sarcocystidae
Product: vitamin k epoxide reductase family protein
Exons: 4
Coding region: 1-450 (149 amino acids)
Biological process (GO): vitamin K metabolic process; peptidyl-glutamic acid carboxylation
Molecular function (GO): vitamin-K-epoxide reductase (warfarin-sensitive) activity
Source: RefSeq, a predicted model, not a curated record